Molecule: messenger RNA, 1824 nt
Organism: Hevea brasiliensis (rubber tree)
Lineage: Eukaryota; Viridiplantae; Streptophyta; Magnoliopsida; Malpighiales; Euphorbiaceae
Product: DELLA protein RGL1-like
Exons: 1
Coding region: 34-1824 (596 amino acids)
Biological process (GO): regulation of DNA-templated transcription
Cellular component (GO): nucleus
Molecular function (GO): DNA-binding transcription factor activity; sequence-specific DNA binding
Source: RefSeq, a predicted model, not a curated record
UGUGAGAAUUUGCCGAUCUGCUUCUCUUCUGAGAUGGCAAAUGCUUUGUUCUCUUUCACUCCAUUCGACUUCGGCGGAUUCCAAAGUGACUGUCCUCCUGAAGAUUAUGAGAAAGGGGAAGCUGUUACGAAAGGAAAACAAUACCCUUUGUUUUCAAUGGAAGAACAGGGGCAGGUCUAUCCUCUAUGUUCUGAAUAUAGAGCUUAUCACGAUGAUUUGGCCAGUAAUAAAGGGUUACAUUUCUUUAAAGAUCAACAUCAACAGCAGCAACCACCGCCUCCGAAAUCAAAUUGUUUGACACUUGAUGAAUAUUUCGGUUCUUGUUUCCGAGCACCAGCACAACCAAUUCAGGAAGUAAAGAAGUCUGAGAAUAUUUCCAAACCCAAUAAAGAAUCGUCACAUCCUUUUGUUCUAUCCUCAUCUCUAGAGCUCCUCAACAAUUAUGGAAGCGGUAUCAAGAAAUUGUACGUGAACCAAUUCAGCAAAGCAAGCAACCAAACACCUCAUGUAGAGACUCGAAAAAAGUUAUCGACCGAGGAGGUUAUGAGGGUAGCUGGAGCAAGGUAUAUACACUUCUCUGAUCCAAGGUAUGAUGAUUUCUCCAUGCUUAUGCACCCCUUUGGCUAUGCUCUCUCCGGCCUGUCUGAAGAAGAAACAAGAGAUGUGGAGCUUGCUCACCUUCUUUUGACUGCUGCAGAGAAAGUAGGCUACCAACAAUAUGAUCGUGCAAACAGAUUGCUCACCCGCUGCGAAUGGAUUGCAUCUGAGAGAGCCAAUCCAGUCCAGAGAGUCGUGUACUGCUUCGCGGAAGCUCUGCGAGAGAGGAUUGAUAAGGCGACGGGAAGGUUUACACAGAAGGAAAGAGAAGCAAAAUGUGACAUUCCUCAUGGGUUGAGUUUCAAUCUUGCUGUCCUUAGUUUCCACCAAAAUGUUCCUUUUAAUCAAAUUACGCAGCUCACAUCAAUCCAAGCCAUAAUGGAAAACAUUGGAUCAGCUCGGAAGCUCCAUGUGAUCGACAUUGAAAUUAGAAGUGGAGUUCAAUGGACAGCGAUGAUGCAAGCUCUUGCAGAGCGCGAACAGCGCCCACUAGAACAUCUUAAGAUAACUACGGUGGGCUUGGCAGGCAUACACAACAAGAUAGAGGAGACAGGUAGGAGCUUAGAAAGGUUUGCCAAGUCCAUGAACUUUCCUUUCACAUUCAAGGCAAUUUAUGUAUCAAGCAUGAUGGAUAUGAAGGAGGAGCUAUUCGAAAUCGCUGCUGAUGAAUCCUUGGCGGUUGUUUCUAAUAUGGCUCUUAGGACAUUGAUCUCAAGCCCUGAUUGCUUGGAAAAUUUAAUGAGGGUGAUUAAAAAUCUCAAUCCAACAUUAAUGUUGGUUACUGAAGUUGAAGCCAAUCACAAUUCACCUAUAUUUGUGAAUCGUUUCAUUGAAGCACUGUUCUUCCAUAGUGCGUACUUCGAUUGCCUUGAAACAUGCAUGGAACAGAACAUUGAGCAUAAAUCGAUAAUUGAAGCAGCAUUCUCUCACGGGAUACGAGAAAUUGUAGCAGUGGGGGACAAGGAAAGGAUUGCUAGAAGUGUGAAAAUUGACGUUUGGAGGGCAUUCUUCUCAAGAUUUAGAAUGGUGGAAAUAGGAUUUAGCGAGUCAUCCUCGUACCAGGCUACAUUGGUUCAUAAACAAUUUCCUUGUGGGAGUUCAUGUACUCUUGAUAAGAAUGGCAAGUGUCUACUUGUUGGGUGGAAGGGAACCCCAAUUCAUUCCCUUUCAGCUUGGAAGUUCUCUAGAGAGAGACUAGGAAGGUUCUUUGCAAAUUAUAGAUUCUGA